UAGAUCACAGAGGGCGUGUCGCGGGUUCGUAGUAGACGUGGUACAAGUUGAAGUAGGUUUAUUAUUUAUUUAUUUAUUUUUUUUUCCCCUCCUCAUUUUAAAGAAAGAACUUUGUCGUCGCCGUUUUCAAGGUGCUUGAAUCCGAACGACCAUGUUGGACUUUGCUAUUUUCGCAGUGACGUUUGUCAUAAUCUUGGUUGGUGCAGUUCUGUACCUGUACCCGUCUUCCAGACAAGCCUCUGGAAUCCCAGGUCUCACUCCCACAGAGGAGAAGGAUGGGAAUCUGCAGGACAUCGUGAACAGGGGCAGUCUGCACGAGUUCCUGGUCGGGCUUCAUGACAGAUUUGGUCCCGUGGCCUCCUUUUGGUUUGGCCGGAGACCUGUGGUCAGUCUUGGCUCCCUGGAGAUGCUGCAGCAACACAUCAACCCCAACCGUGCGACGGACUCAUUUGAGACGAUGCUGAAGUCUUUACUGGGAUACCAGUCUGGGCUCGACGGUAACGUGACAGAUGCAUUAAUGAGGAAGAAAGUGUAUGAGAGUGCCAUCAACAGCACCCUGGAGAAGAACUUUCCUCUGCUGUUAAAGCUGGCGGAGGAGCUUGUGGGGAAAUGGCAGUCCUUCCCCGAGUCCCAGCACACCCCUCUGUGCGCUCACCUCCUGGGACUGGCCAUGAAGUCCGUCACCCAGCUCGCCCUGGGCAAACGUUUUCAGGAUGAUACAGAGGUCAUCCGCUUCCGAAAAAACCACGAAGCGAUCUGGUCAGAGAUUGGGAGGGGCUAUUUGGAUGGGUCUCUGGAAAAGAGCUCCACCCGCAAAAAGCACUUUGAGGAUGCAUUAUCCGAGAUGGAAGCAGUGCUAAAGUCUGUGGCCAAGGAACGGAAGGGGCAGAGCUCUGGCUCACCAGCAUUUAUUGACUCUUUGUUGCAGGCUAACCUUACAGAGAGGCAGGUCAUGGAAGACAGUAUGGUGUUUAUUCUAGCCGGUUCUGUAAUUACAGCUAAUUUAUGUAUUUGGGCUGUGCAUUUCUUGUCUGCGUCAGAAGACGUGCAAGAGAAACUGCACAGGGAGCUCAAGGACGUCCUUGGCAACGAGCCUGUGUCCUUGAAAAAGGCUUUGCAGCUCAAUUAUUGCCGGCAGGUGCUCAACGAGACAGUGCGAACUGCCAAACUGACACCCAUCGCAGCUCGGCUCCAGGAGGUCGAGGGGAAGGUUGACCAGCACGUCAUUCCCAAAGAGAUGUUAGUGAUCUAUGCUCUGGGAGUGGUCCUACAGGAUGCAGACACCUGGACUCUGCCAUACAGGUUUAACCCAGACAGGUUCAAGGAGGAUGGAGCCAGGAAGAACUUUUCUCUGUUGGGCUUCUCAGGGAACCAGGUGUGCCCAGAGCUCAGGUUUGCCUACACGGUGGCUACUGUCCUCCUGAGUACGUUGGUGCGUAGGCUUCGACUUCAUCAGAUCGAGAACCAGGUGGUAGAAGCCCGAUACGAGUUAGUGACAACCCCUAAAGAUGACACCUGGAUCACACUAAACAGGAGGAACUAAUGCUGUCCCUGCCCUAGAGCUCUGUGUUUGGAGACCCCCAGGUUUCAGUUGGAGAGAAAUGGUUUUUGGACUUCAGGUUACAUGAGGACCUGUUGUUUAUAGCCAUGUUUUGUUUCAAUACAUAAGUCUGACAUACAGAAGAUUAUGUGAUUUAGAGAAAAAAAAUUCAGGUAAGUAGUUGCACAAGUAAACGUUGCACUCUACUAUCCUGAAUGUCAGUCAAGAAGGUCUUUACUGAUGUGCUCCGGAGACCCCUGGGCUAACUGUCGGUUUCAAGGCCCCUUUAGAAAUCCGAAUGGAUGCAGUGGUGUAUGAUCAUGUUUGCACCCAUUCCUUUGUCACAGAGGGGAAAUAAUUUUGUUAAUAAAAUUUUAUAACAAAAAAUCUACAUCCUGGUUCUUUAUUAAUGAACAUUUUUGAGAUGUCCUGCACAAAUUUAGCAGUUUAUGGUCUGUUUUUGGGGUUUAUUCAGUUGUUUAAAAACAGCCAAGUGUGUUUUACAUGGACUUGUUGAAAUCAAGGCUCACAACAGAACAAUAAAAUUUUAACACAUUUUCAGUAAAAAGAAUAUAUGUUUCUCACCCUGUGAUUAAUGCAGUGAAGUGUUCCACUUCUGCACACAUCUGUCCAUGUCCCAUUGAGCACAUUUCUAACUUUAAUUUUCACUAUAUUGUGAUGUGGAGUUUAGCAGGAUGGACCAGAUUGUGUUUAAAGUGAUUUGUAAUGCUGUUUAAUAUAGUCCAACUUCAUUUUACAGUAGUCAGACCGUUACUCACUAUACUGUUAAAUAUUUUAACCC
This is a messenger RNA of Scleropages formosus (Asian bonytongue), 2342 nucleotides long. RefSeq names its product cytochrome P450, family 20, subfamily A, polypeptide 1 (gene cyp20a1). Lineage: Eukaryota; Metazoa; Chordata; Actinopteri; Osteoglossiformes; Osteoglossidae. Gene Ontology annotation, molecular function: oxidoreductase activity, acting on paired donors, with incorporation or reduction of molecular oxygen; monooxygenase activity; iron ion binding. The record is from RefSeq and is a predicted model, not a curated record. The transcript has 13 exons. Gene Ontology annotation, cellular component: membrane. Bases 152 to 1543 code for a protein of 463 amino acids.